AUGGCCUCGGUCGCCGCUUGGCUGCCGUUCGCCCGGGCGGCGGCCAUCGGUUGGGUGCCGAUCGCCACGCACCCACUGCCGCCGCCGCCGGUGCCCAAGGACCGGCGAAGAAUUGACGACGAGAAGCUACUGAUCAACGUCUCGGGGCGCCGGUUCGAGACAUGGCGGAACACGGUGGAGAAGUACCCGGACACGUUGCUCGGGUCCAACGAACGCGAGUUCUUCUACGACGAGGACUGCAAAGAGUAUUUCUUCGACCGGGACCCGGACAUAUUCCGGCACAUACUCAACUACUACCGCACCGGCAAGCUGCAUUACCCGAAGCACGAGUGUCUGACCAGCUACGACGAGGAGCUGGCGUUCUUCGGCAUACUGCCGGACGUCAUCGGCGACUGUUGUUACGAGGACUACCGGGACCGGAAGCGCGAGAACGCCGAGCGGCUGAUGGACGACAAGCUGUCGGAGAACGGCGACCAGAACCUGCCGCAGCUCACCAACAUCCGGCAGAAGAUGUGGCGGGCGUUCGGCAACCCGCACACGUCCACCGCGGCGCUCGUAUUCUACUACGUUACCGGUUUUUUCAUCGCCGUGUCCGUCAUGGCCAACGUGGUGGAGACGGUGCCAUGCGGCCACCGGCCCGGCCGCGUCGGCACGCUGCCGUGCGGCGAACGCUACAAGAUCGUGUUCUUCUGCCUGGACACGGCGUGCGUGAUGAUCUUCACCACCGAGUAUCUGUUGCGGUUGUUCGCCGCCCCGGACCGGUGCAAGUUCAUGCGCAGCGUCAUGAGCAUCAUCGACGUGGUGGCCAUCCUGCCGUACUACAUCGGCCUGGGCAUCACCGACAACGACGACGUGUCCGGCGCGUUCGUCACACUCCGCGUGUUCAGGGUGUUCCGGAUAUUCAAGUUCUCCCGGCACUCGCAGGGACUGCGCAUACUCGGCUACACGCUCAAGUCGUGCGCUUCCGAACUCGGAUUCUUGGUGUUCUCCCUGGCCAUGGCCAUUAUCAUAUUUGCCACGGUAAUGUUUUACGCCGAGAAGAACGUGGACGGUACGAACUUCACGUCUAUACCGGCCGCCUUCUGGUAUACCAUCGUCACCAUGACCACGUUGGGGUAUGGUGACAUGGUACCAGAAACAAUAGCCGGAAAAAUUGUUGGUGGAGUGUGUUCACUCAGUGGAGUGCUUGUUAUCGCACUACCUGUACCAGUAAUCGUGUCUAAUUUCAGUCGAAUCUACCAUCAAAAUCAGCGAGCAGAUAAAAGAAAAGCUCAAAGAAAAGCACGGCUAGCUAGGAUAAGGAUAGCAAAGGCCUCUUCGGGUGCCGCAUUUGUAAGCAAAAAAAAAGCGGCUGAAGCCAGGAUGGCGGCUCAAGAAUCCGGGCUAGAGCUUGAUGAAAAUUACAGAGAAGAAGACAUAUUUGAACUGCAGCAUCAUCAUUUACUUCGAUGUUUGGAAAAAACGACUGAUAGAGAGUUUGUGGAGCUCGAAGUGCCAUAUAACGGUCAAUCAAAAAGGCCAUGCUCACCGUCUCCCCUACUGAGCCCUAGCCAUUCGGCAUUAAGCAGGGUGAACUUCUUAAGCUCAUGCUGUACAAGAUGCUGUAAUCAACGGUAUCAGAAGCACAAGCGAGAGAGCUCGCCGGACUCGAUAGGCGAGCCCAUCAACGAGGAGGAGCUGAUCGAGGUGCAGAUGAAGCAGCGUCACACGUCCGCGGCGGCGGCGCCCGGCGGCGGCAAGUCGAGCAACUCGCUCGACUACAACAGCUGCGACAUGCCGUCCGCGUCCGCGGGCCACAAGUCGUCGGCCGCGGGUUCGCCGUCCUCGGCGUCCGCUUCGGCGGCCGCGACCACGGCGGUGGCCGGCAGCAGCAGCGGGCCGGCCGGCGGUUCCACUUCCGUGGUGUCCGUGCACGGCUGCAACAACCCCAACUCGAGCACGUCGUCCGUCGUCGUCAACCUGCCCACGUCCUAUCCGAACUCGGAGAUGGACUACGGGUCGGCCUCGUACCCGCCGUCCCCGUCGCUGUCCUCCAACAACGACAAGCCGCAAGUGCGCAUCACGUUCCUCUAGCCGCCGUCCGACUCCGAACCACUACGUUGUAAUAUUAUUUCAUUGUUACGUAUUAUUAUUAUUAUUAUUAUUAUUAUUAUUAUUAUUAACUGUUCCAUUUCGUUUUUCGCUGCAGAUAUGCGCGCGUCGUUUCCCGUUCGUUCGUCUCGUCGCGUACAGUUGUUCUGUCGUUUUACCGUAUCGUGUAUCGUUUUAAUAAUAUAGUACGUUUUACGGCCACGUGAUAAUAUUAAUAAUGACAAUCGCCAUUAUUAAUAUCGUUAUCGUCGUUUUGUUAAUAUUAUAUAUAUAUAUAUGUAUGUGUGUGUGUAUUAUAUUAUACAUAGGUAUUUUAUUUACCCGGCUAACCCUAAGUGUAUUAUAAUAGGCGCGUGCCCCCCCCCCUCGAGUCAUUAGUCCGGCCUGCAGUCCCGUCGAGGGUGUGCGCGUUUCACAUAAACUGCAGUUUUGGUGUACCCAUAUAAAUAUAUGAUAAUAUGUAUACCUAACCAGUUAGUCGACCCCGUCGCCGCCGCGAAAAUAAACGUCAACCGCUGUUUUUAAGGUGUAGACACCGUUUUCAGACGUUUGACGGGGUGAUUGAGAACGGGGUGUCCGAUCACGUCAUCGUAUCCAAUGCCGACAAACGUAUCAUUCCGUUCGGAAUUCAAAAAUAGUAUGCCGUUUAUUAAGAGGACGCUAUAUACUCGCAACAUGUCCGCGGUCGCGGUCCUACAAAAAUAUGAUAAAUAUUAAAUAAAAAUCUCGAGUCGAGUUGAACCGAUUUCGUGUUGUUGGCUUUAAUACUAGAGUAAUGGAGUGAAUUGAAUCAUAGGCGUGACUAGCCCUGAACUGAAGGCCACCCAAGCCCCCCCCCCCAGAAAUUUUGGAUAAAUGUAUGUGCAUAUAAACGUACUAGUAUUAAAUUUAUUUUUGCCUACAACAUAACAAAAUAUAAUGUUUCAUAUAAAUGAAUAAUCAUUCAAAUCAGUUGUAAACACAAAUAGAAACAAUAAAUAAUAAUCAAAUUAAAAAAAAAUUUGCUAUAAAACAUUUUUAGGAAUUUAGCUCCCCCGAACUUAAAGGACUAGUUACGCUCAUGAAUUGAAUUAAAAUUUCGAACAAACUUAAGCACAGAUAAUAUUCUUGACUUUGAUAUUAUUAGGUCGAUUAGCUUUAAUAUUAAAGCUAUAACAAUACACACAAUCGGAGACAACAUAUUUGGGUGUAGCGUCCUCUUGACAAUUUUUCAAAUACACACACACGUUGGUACGAUACUUACGUCGUUACGAUUAUCUGCAUGACGACGACGACGACUACUAAAAUGAUGAUGAUAAUACGCCUUGGCGCUUAUGCGUAGGUAGGUACACGACUCGCGUAGCAUUUUAAAAAUGCUUUUAAAAAAAAACCAUGGGAGCUUUACAUUUUAUCUGUUUUCCUUCCCGUAUAAUGGUCGAAAUAUAAUUAUCUAUGCUAAUAUUACUUUAUCAUGAAAAACAAAUUGUGUGACACCAUAGCCUUUUUUGUGUACCUAGUGACUACCUGUAGCUACCUACGCUCGUCAUAAAUUCUAUCCAGUCAACAUUCAACACCCACGCAGACGAACAACGGUUUGUCGCGUCAAGUCGUUCAUUCCGUCACCCGGAACAAACCCGCUACUCCACUCUCCCCCCCCCUCCCACGUCACUCCUCUAUCGAGCAUAUUAUAUACCUACUGGCUAUACACACAGUCCUUUCUGCUUAUAGAACAACGCAGUAAUUAUAAUAAUACGGCUUGUGUACGAACCGAAUAAUGAAUACGUCUAACACGUAUGAUACACAUAUAUUUAUAUAAACAAUUAUUAUUAUGUGCACGUGCACAUAUCUAGUCGAACUUAGUCCCGGUCACAUCAACAAUAUCCGUCCGCCCUGUGUGCAUGCAAUUUUAAUCGAGCAAAGUCCUAGUGGGAUUUGCACUAAUAAUGCGGGGUUUGAAAUAAUAAUGCGUCAAGUAACAGCUGAAACCCGUCGACGGGGCUGCUCCUCAUCAUUACAUAUUUAAUCGUUAUUAGGGCCUAUUCAAAAACAUAUACCUACCCACUAAUUAUUAUGUCACGACAAAACAGUUUUUUCAAACAUUAAUCGGGAGAAAUAUCGAUGAUUUCAUUUUCAUAUUCAAACAGAUGAUCGAAACGGUAAUAGCUAUGAUUCUUGUUAAAAAUUAUAAAAUAAAAACUAUUACAACGUAUUUAAACAACGCACACUGUUAAUUAUUAUAUCUCAAAUUCAAAAUGUAUCCACCGUAUAGUUAUUAAAUUCCAUUAUUCAACCAGUAGAUAUAUGCUAAUCAGUUUAGAUACCUACGGCGUAUCGCAUUCUCUUCUCGUUCGAUUAUUUUGUGAAAAAAAAAUUAAAUUUAAAAAUAAACAAUAACGCAAUAGAUUAUUGGUCCAUACAAAAAAUUCGAAUUUGUUAACUCAAUCAGAUGUGUUCAUAUUUUUCAGUUACAUAACUCGAAAUAUUUAAAAAUAAAUUUAUUUUUGUCAGCCUCAGACUCUACGCCUCGACAGUAUGAUUGCAGUAUAUUAUAUCAAAGCGAUUUAAUUUGUCUUUUCGUUCCACCAUUUAAAAUUUUAAAUCAGUCCUUCGCACUCCUUAUAGCGAUAUAAGUCUUUUAGAUAGAUGCUCUCCUCUACCCAUAGAUUAAAUUUUCAGAAUCUUAUCAUAUAUAUUCAAAAGGUGUAGACACCUUUGACUGUUGUUUUGUAACAUAUAAUAGAUACGUAUAGGCAAAGGUAUAAUAUUCGCAGUUCAAUAAGCAUAAUGAUAAACCACUUAAGUCCCCGUCAUAAUAUUAUGCAACGUGUAAAGAGUAAAUAAUAAUAAUUUUCUGUCGAGUGUUAUUUAAAAAGCUAGUCUCUAAGUCAUAGUGGGUUUUGUUAAGGUUAUUUCCGGCCAAUAUUAAGUGUGAGGUACAUAAAACGUGAGUUGUGAAGAAACGAGCGACACCAAAACGUCUGAUUUUAAUUUUCAAAGGACCUAGAUUUAUUAACAGUCAAAAUUAUAUAGGUAAUACAUAAACUUUGAAUAUUUUUUGUUACAAUCUGUUACAUUUAAUCGUGGGUCUAUUGUUAUGUGGUUCUAAAUCGAUGUUUUUCAAAAAAGCACAUUUUUAAAAUUAAUUAGUAGAUACUUCUAUAGUUUUUUGUAACUUAUGAUUGAUUUCUGCAAAUUUUAAAAUUAUUUUCAAUUAAAAAAU
This is a messenger RNA of Rhopalosiphum maidis (corn leaf aphid), 5290 nucleotides long. It is a transcript of the gene Shal, whose product is annotated as potassium voltage-gated channel protein Shal. The record is from RefSeq and is a predicted model, not a curated record. The coding region runs from base 1 to 2073 and encodes 690 amino acids. Gene Ontology annotation, biological process: potassium ion transmembrane transport; protein homooligomerization. Lineage: Eukaryota; Metazoa; Arthropoda; Insecta; Hemiptera; Aphididae. The transcript is spliced from 5 exons. Gene Ontology annotation, cellular component: voltage-gated potassium channel complex; membrane. Gene Ontology annotation, molecular function: protein binding; A-type (transient outward) potassium channel activity.